Messenger RNA from Colletotrichum siamense, 495 nucleotides. Its product is annotated as putative ankyrin repeat protein. The record is from RefSeq and is a predicted model, not a curated record. The coding region runs from base 1 to 495 and encodes 164 amino acids. Lineage: Eukaryota; Fungi; Ascomycota; Sordariomycetes; Glomerellales; Glomerellaceae. The transcript is spliced from 3 exons. Gene Ontology annotation, molecular function: protein binding.
AUGAGCGGAUCAAGUCUGACGUCGGCCACGGCGUUCUCGCCGUCGCUGGAGGCCAUCAAGUUGGCCGCCAGCAUGUACAAUGCUGCGCGCGAGGGCAACAAGACGGUGCUGAAGGAGGCUCUCGAGGAUGGGCUUCCGCCCAACUUGACGAAUGAGAAGGGAGACACCUUGUUGAUGUUGGCGGCAUACUACGGUCACGCAGACACAGUGAAGCUCCUGAUUCAACAUGGAGCGGACCCUAACAGGUUGAACGACAAGCGUCAGAGCCCUAUCGCGGGUGCCGUCUUCAAAGGCUUGGAUGCAGUGAUUGAGGUCCUCUUGGAUGGCGGUGCUGAUCCGGACUACGGCAAACCUUCGGCCAUGCAGUGUCUGUCCAUGUUCAACGCGGAGGCGAAGUGGAAGGACAAGUUCGAGUCGGCGCCAGGCCGAGGCAAGGCGAAGGCCGUUCCGCAGGACGGCGCCGAGGAACGCGCGCCUGAGAGAUUCAAGGCAUGA